Molecule: messenger RNA, 1142 nt
Organism: Elaeis guineensis (African oil palm)
Lineage: Eukaryota; Viridiplantae; Streptophyta; Magnoliopsida; Arecales; Arecaceae
Product: cytochrome b561 and DOMON domain-containing protein At5g47530
Source: RefSeq, a predicted model, not a curated record
CCCAUAGAGAUCGCCACCCUUCCAUCUUCUAUUCUCUGGGGUCCCUCUUCUCUUCUGCUUCUUACUUGGAUUCCACUGCUUCCAAGCUCUCCUUUUUAUCACUCCAUGUAAGAGAAAACCUGCUUUCCGAUCCCCAGCUUCCUUUCCCCCGUUCUCUGAUCCUGGAUUCAUACAUCAGGAGUCUAAAGCUGCUAUUUUGAUCCCAAAGAUCCGAUCAAGGAGGCAUCAUCUGGGCUUAGGCUUAUAAUUACGAUCCAAAUGGCUGCUCUCAUGAGGCCAGCCAUCCUUCUUUCUCUGAUAAUUUCUCUCAUUCUACCUUGCUUGGCCCAGAACUGCCUCAAUGACACCUUCUCAAACAACAGGCUCUACACCCUCUGCAGCUCUCUCGGCCGCCUCAACGCGACCCUCCACUGGACCUACCACCCUUCCAACGGCACCGCCGAUAUUGCCUAUUCGGCACCGCAGGAAUCCUCGGGGUUCGUCGCCUGGGCCAUCAACCCCUCCAGCUCCGGCAUGAUAGGCGCCAACGCCAUCCUCGCCUUCUACGACUCCACCGCUGCGGUCACCGCGAUCACCUAUGAGUUCUCCAACUACACUCCUUCGGUGCGGGACAGCAACCUUAGCUUCAGGGUUUACAGCCGGGAGGCGGAGUACUCCGACGGCAAGUACACCAUCUACGCCACGGUGGCGCUGCCCGGCAAUCGCACGACGUUGAACACCGUGUGGCAGGCCGGGCAGGUCAGUGGAGGGGUGCCCGUCGGUCAUGCUUUAAGCGGCGAUAACAUCAAGUCGAUGGGAAGCACCGAUUUCCUGACCGGGGAGUCAUCCGGCAGUUGAGGGAGCUCAAGGCUACACCGCAUGAAUGUAACUAUAUAAUAUGAAGGAUAUUUCCAUUAAAAAAAAAAAGAAUAUCUUCAUUUUUGUUGUGAAUUAUGCGGUGAGCAAGAUUUGCCCUCUCAACACUGCAUCCAUACCGAUAUACUAUAUAUUUUAAUAUAAUAUCUGUAAGCAGUAUGGUAUAAUAAAUCUCGAUAUACAAUCUUGAUACUAUAUGGUAUCGUAUACUAGUAGGCUCAGUAUGAUAUGAUAUGAUGUCAUAUACCCAUAUGGGUAUUGAUCGAUUCGAUUCAUAUUCGAUCCAU